This is a messenger RNA of Podarcis muralis (Common wall lizard), 2503 nucleotides long. It is a transcript of the gene AVPR2, whose product is annotated as arginine vasopressin receptor 2. The record is from RefSeq and is a predicted model, not a curated record. Lineage: Eukaryota; Metazoa; Chordata; Lepidosauria; Squamata; Lacertidae. Gene Ontology annotation, molecular function: vasopressin receptor activity; peptide binding. Gene Ontology annotation, biological process: positive regulation of vasoconstriction; regulation of systemic arterial blood pressure by vasopressin; G protein-coupled receptor signaling pathway. Gene Ontology annotation, cellular component: plasma membrane.
CCCCUCCCAUUCGCCCUCUUACCUUCUUCAGAAGCAAAUGCUCAACGCCUCUUCCACGCUGCCUGUCCCCACCUCCAACACCUCCCUCCCUCUAUCUGACGACCGGGACGACGCUCUGGCCCAAGUGGAAAUCGCCAUCUUGGCCUCCAUCUUCCUGCUAGCCACUCUGAGCAAUGGGCUGGUGCUGGGAGCCCUCUUCCGCCGCACUCGCCGGGCCAGCCCCAUGCACCGCUUCAUCUGCCACCUCUGCCUGGCCGACCUGACCGUGGCGCUCUUCCAGGUGCUGCCGCAGCUCAUCUGGGACAUCACCGACCGCUUCCAGGGCCCGGAUGUCUUGUGCCGCGCCAUCAAGUACUUGCAGGUGGUUGGCAUGUUUGCCUCUUCCUACGUCAUUGUGGCCAUGACUUACGACCGCCACCGAGCCAUCUGCCGGCCCAUGCUGGCUUUCCGGAAGGGCCCAGCCAGCUGGCAUCGCCUGGUGGUGGCAGCAUGGACCACAUCCUUCCUCCUCAGCCUCCCACAGCUCUUCAUCUUCUCCAAAACCAAGCUGCCCAGUGGAGCCCACGAGUGCUGGGCUCACUUUGCAGAGCCCUGGGGCAUUCGGGCUUACGUCACGUGGGUGACUCUGAUGGUCUUCGUCUUCCCCACUUUAUUCAUUGCUACCUGCCAGGCCAUGAUUUUCCGUGAGGUCCACCGCAGCCUGCGCCUGGGGCCAGAAGGAGCAUUGCGGGGCCGGGACAGCCAGCAGGGGCCCUCCCCCAUUUCCGGGGCUGUGUCCAAGACUGCAAAGAUGACCCUAGCCAUUGUGCUUAUCUAUGUGUUCUGCUGGGCCCCCUUUUUCCUAGUCCAGCUGUGGUCUGUGUGGGAUCCUCAGGCCCCGCUAAACGGUCCAGCUUUCACCCUCCUGAUGCUCCUCGCCAGUCUCAACAGCUGCACCAACCCCUGGGUCUACGCCACCUUUAGCAGCAGUAUUUCGGGUGAGCUGCGACAAAUCUUCUGUCCCAGACUGGCCCGUCAGCAGAUUAGUUCCCUGCAUGAGGACUCCACCUUCACGGCCAGCUUCUCCCUGGGACGGGAUGCCCUUUCCUGAGCCAGAGCGCCACUAACACCAAUGGUGCACCUAGCAAAGAAUAUGUUCCUUCUGCUGAACGGUGGCUUCAAAGGCACUGGAGCUUUGCCAGAAAGGUGGAAGCAAAAGAAAACCCCAAAGAGGAGCGCCACUCUCUCACCAGCCAGCUCUAUAGGGUGGAAGGAUGCCCAGCUUAACAGAGAAGCCGGCUCCAAGGACACAGGGGCACUUAGGACGGCCGGAAGACCAUUGUUUUCAGUGCCCUCUGGAACCUGUAAAGCAAUGCCUUUCCCAACCCUGGUGUCAUCCAGAUGUUUUAGGCUACAACCCCAGCUGUGCUGGAUGGGGCAGGUAGGAGUUGCCACCCAAAACAUCUGGAAGGCACCAGGUUGGGGGAGGCUGGGCUAGACCAAGCCACCUUAUUAAACACUGCAGCCUUUUUAAGUGAAACAUCCUAAUCUUUUGUAGGAUUUGCUCUUUUUCAUGCUUAGAAGGGGCACUAUGAAGGUGAGGAGGCAGCUAGUAUCCAGAGCUAGUUUCUACCUGCUGAAGUUAAGGAACCUGACUAAGGGCUCAUCCACACUUCUGCUUGUUUCAUGCUGAGAAGACACAGGUCUGAGUGGCUUUCCAUUUCUCUUGUGCUUUGGAGGCACAGGUCCAAAUAGUUUUGCAUUUGUCCCACAGCUUUGCCCAGGAAACCUGCUGUUUACCACAGAAUCCGAACAAAUGGUCAAUCCACAGAAAAACCGAUGGACGUUUGUUCUGAUUCAACAAUAAACAGCAGGUUUCUCUGGGAAAGCGGCAGAACAGGUAGAAGUGUGGAUGAGCCCUUGGUCAUGUUUAUCAGCUCCAGUGGGUCUACUCUGAGUAGGACUAGCAUUAGAUAUCAGCCAUUGAUUUGAUCCAAGGGCCCAACAGGUGCUUGCCCUUUAUUCUAGGAUUGCCAUGUUUCAAAAGCUGAAAAUCCAGACACAAAGUUGUUGAGCUUUUUGAGCUGCACUUCCAGCAUUGGUUGCCAGGUUACCAUAUGGCCAGAAGCUGUUGACGAGGGCUGAUUGCCGGCUAUGUCCUGGAAAUUCCAGGUGUAUGGCAACCCUGUUUUAUUCCAAUGUGGCUUCUGCAGAAGAACCUGCCACUGGAUGGUGCCCCAUGUUAAACUGGUGAAGAGCUGGUUUCCUUCCUCUUCAGAGAACAAACUGUCUUAAAGGCAAACGAGCAACCACAGAGGUAGCAAGUCAAUAUUGACAAUGCCUAUAGGGCAUAUGAAGGGAAGACCAGAAAUCAGCUUGGAGAACAGCCCUGCAAAAUUUGGAGAAGUGUGGAUUUUGAAGGAUGGCUGCAUUUCGGGUCAUGUAUUGUUUCAGGGAGUGUGAAAUAGGUAAAUCCACCUUUAAAUGCAAACUGAAUCAAAUUUCUUCCUCAUCCCUACUUCCC